AUGGUGAUUCCACCGGAAAAAGAAAGAGACAAGUGGAGGCGUUGGGGCUGUUGCGGCUAUCCUUGCGUCGCUGCUGCUGGCCGGAAUUAUUGUUGUCCGUCCUUGCUGCUGGUCAUCCUGCAGAGGAAAGAGAAAGGAGAUGGAGAAGAAGAGGAAGGAGAGAUCGGAGAAGAGGAGAGAAAGAGGGAGAAGGAGGAGGCGGCUGCCAGCGGCUGCUGGCUCUGGCCUGCUGCUGCUGUCGUGUGCCUCUCCAGGCGCUGCUGCUGCUGCUCGGGCUACCGGUGGUGCUGGCCAUUGAGGCGUUGGUACCUGCAAAAGGAGAAGAGGAAAGGGAAGAGAAGAGACGGGAAGGGGAGAAAGAAGAAGAGGAAAGAAAGAGGGGGAAGGGGAACGACGGGAGAGGGAAGAAGAAGAGGAGAGGGAGAGAGAGGGGAGGAGGUUGGUUUUGCGGCUGCUGGUCGCAGCUGCCUGGCAGCUUGCCGGUCACUGUUGUGGGCUGGCGGGAGGCGCUGGAGAGAGUGGUGGAGGCGGAGGAGAAGAGAAGGGAGAAAGAAGGGAAGAAGAGGGAAAGGGAAAGAAGGGAGGAGAGACGGGCGGUGUUGGGCGGAGAAGGGAGAGAGGGAUGGUUGGAGAGGAAGAGGGGGAAGACAAGAAGGGAGAGAGGCGGCGGCUGGUGAGGAAGGAAGAGGAAGAAGAAUGGGUUAA
This is a messenger RNA of Solanum pennellii, 705 nucleotides long. RefSeq names its product octapeptide-repeat protein T2-like. The transcript has a single exon. NCBI's taxonomy places the organism in Eukaryota, Viridiplantae, Streptophyta, Magnoliopsida, Solanales, Solanaceae. Bases 1 to 705 code for a protein of 234 amino acids. The record is from RefSeq and is a predicted model, not a curated record.